AUGCGGACUUUUCAUACACCUCUUACGAUUAUUGAGACGCUCGCCAAGUCUCGUGGGGACUCUGCGGCAGUGAGAUAUCUGUUACCAGGGUCCUCUACUGAGUACAAGACGAUUACUUAUGCGGAAUACUGUGAUGAUGUUGAAAAUGCGGCAAAGAUCUGGUUAUCUGUUUUAUCACAGGCUGGCAUUGCGAAAGGUGCCGUAGUGGGAAUCUGGAUGAGAGGUUGGUCAUACCAGGAUCUUCUACACUAUCUGUCUCUCCAAAGAGCCGGCUUCAUUCCACAACUCUUCUCACUCCGCAUGACGAACCCUUCCGUUGUCUAUGAACUUCUAGGCAAGAGCAACGCUGCAGCCUUGAUCUAUGAUGCAAGCUGCGAGUCUUUAGUAAAAGAUUGCCCUCUUCCAACCUUCCUAAGCAAAGGUGCUUUGGAUAGAGCUACAACGGAGGAUGUUGAGCUUGAAAAGGUGACUACUGCUUUGAACGGCGAUCAAGUCUCAGUCAUUUUUCAUACUUCAGGCUCAACUUCAGGAAUGCCCAAACUGGUUCCAGCUACUGUCAGGUGGAUGGACUGUUUGAUUCGGAAGAACAAACCACAUACUCACAGCGGACCACAGCCUGUUUACUGCCUCAUGGGUUCUCAUGCCCAUUUAGGUAACACCAUCAAUCUCGUGGAAGCAUUAGCCAAUGGAGGUUGUUUGAUUCCACCCAAAACCAUUCCAUAUCCAACCCCAGAGCUACAGAGUAUGAUUGCGCAUGGCGGACUGACAGCCCUCAACAUCUUUCCAGCACUCCUCUCACUCUUCAUGCGUGACGCGCGCACAAACGCCGUGUUACUUGAGCAACUUCAGAGUUUGCAUCACAUCUUCCACGCUGGGCAAGUCCUUGAACCAGCGGAUCAAGCGUGGGCUCAUCAACAAGGGCUAAAGCUUAUUAACACCUAUGGCUCCACCGAGAUUGGACUGUCGAUGCGCGCAUCUGCCACUUCCCAAUACCUUACUCCAUUUCCAGAGUCAGGCUGUGAAUUUAUCUCUCUGGGCGGAAGCUCAUCUUCAUCGGAUCAACUUCUUGAACUUGUCAUCCCCGCUGAUGCGGAUGACUGUCCUCAUCCGUCACUCAGGGAUAAGGCGGAUGGCAAAUUCCAUACUGGUGACCUUUUUAAGAAGGUCGACACCGACCAGUAUUUAUACAAAGGGCGAGUCGAUGAUAGAAUCAAGAUGCAGCUGUCGCUUGUCUGCGACGCGGGAUCCCUUGAGACUGAAGCAAUGCAAGUCUGCGAGGCUGAUCUGAUAUCUGCUGUAUCUGUCAUUGGAUCUGGACGUCCCAGUCCAGCCAUUAUUGUCGAGCCCAAGAAUGACGACAUAUUAAAGUCUGGCGAUAACAGUUUGACGAAGUUCAAGGAAGAGAUACUGCGCAGGAUAUCACCCUUUCAUGCGCGCAAGUAUCUCCAUGAGCGAAUUGAAAACCCGCGCCUGGUCUUUGUUGUGCCUCAAGGAACACUACCAAGAACAGCAAAGGGAAAUAUUAUGAGAAAGGCAGUGGAAAGUAUGUUCUUUGAUCAACUAGAGAAGAGCUAUGAAGCUAUUUCAUCUGUGCGACGCUCCCACGGAGAUGAUGACUGA
Fusarium oxysporum Fo47 is the source of this 1620-nucleotide messenger RNA. RefSeq lists its product as uncharacterized. NCBI's taxonomy places the organism in Eukaryota, Fungi, Ascomycota, Sordariomycetes, Hypocreales, Nectriaceae. The transcript has 3 exons. The coding region runs from base 1 to 1620 and encodes 539 amino acids. Gene Ontology annotation, molecular function: medium-chain fatty acid-CoA ligase activity. Gene Ontology annotation, biological process: fatty acid metabolic process. The record is from RefSeq and is a predicted model, not a curated record.